CCGGCUGGUGCCGGAGCCUGGGGCUGCUCCGGGCCACUUAGAACCGGGCCGGCCGCAGGGGGAGGGGGUGUCGGCGGCAGCGCAGGGCUCAUGUAAUCAAAGGAGUUUCUUUGUUGUGUGUGUCUUUUCAGAACACAACAGGAAUUCAAAAUGAAUCAGAACACAACUGAAUCUGCAGGAGCAGCUGAGACCUUGGCUGAUGUACCUGAACAUGUGCUUAAAGGACUUCCUGAGGAAGUGAGGCUUUUCCCAUCUGCUGUUGACAAGACACGGCUUGGUGUCUGGGCAACAAAGUCAAUUUUAAAAGGCAAAAAAUUCGGACCGUUUGUUGGUGACAAGAAAAAAAGAUCCCAAGUUAAGAACAAUGUAUACAUGUGGGAGGUAUAUUACCCAAACUUGGGAUGGAUGUGUGUUGAUGCAACUGAUCCAAGGAAAGGAAACUGGCUGCGAUAUGUGAACUGGGCACUUUCGGGAAAGGAGCAAAAUCUAUUCCCUUUGGAGAUCAACAGGACCAUUUACUACAAAACCUUAAAGCCAAUCGCGCCGGGCGAGGAGCUGUUAGUCUGGUACAAUGGGGAAGACAACCCCGAGAUAGCAGCUGCUCUGGAGGAAGAGCGAGCCGCCCACCGCAGCAAGAGGCACUCGCCGAAAGCCAAGAAAGACCAAGUGGAGGAUCCAGCUGGUAGUAGCAGCCAUGUAGGACCCUUCAGGAACCUGAUGAGUGGAAUGCCUCCCUGUGUGUGUGAAAGAGCAGACUGUGGGUCAGAAGACCUCAGAACACUACAUGUCUUGGUGUAUGGACCAGGAGACCCAAUUUUCCUCUUCACCCCAACUCCAGCUUCACCAGAAGGGAAGAAAAAGGAGUGUAAAAACAAGGGGAAAAAGGCAAUAGAUACAAAGCAGAGAAAGACUGAUUUGGAUUUUACUUCCACAGAUAUGAGGGAGUCUAAAGAAGACCAUAAAGAGGAAGAUGAAAAGCCAUCUGUUUCUGCUGUGCUGUCACUGGAACAAACAGCCGUGAUUCAGGAGAUGGUAAAUCAAGAUGUUCUUCCAAAACUAAUGAUCCCCAGUCCUACCAGUGAGCCACGAACAAUGCCUGAAGACAAACCAGGAGCAAUAACUUGUGGAUCAGAUGAUUUGGAGGAAGAGGAGGAGGAGGAGGAGGAGGAGGAAGAAGAAGAGGAGGAGGAAGAUGAAGAUGAAGAUGAAGAGGUGGAAGAUGCUAAUUUACCUGAAGAAAGUCCUGGAAAAGAGCCUACAGCUGUAUGUGAAGAAAAGCUAGAAUCUAUGGAGGAACAAAAAAGCAUAUCAGAAGAAUCUCUAGAGAACUCCCCAAAGAAAACACCGGUUGUAAAAAUUCCUAAAGCAAAAGGUGUAUCGAAUGGUGAUUUCCAGGAAACAUUUAUGUUUCCCUGUCAGCAUUGUGAGAGGAAGUUUACAACAAAGCAAGGACUUGAACGCCACAUGCAUAUUCAUAUAUCUAGUGUCAAUCAUGCUUUCAAAUGCCGAUACUGUGGGAAAGCCUUUGGCACUCAAAUUAAUCGGCGAAGGCAUGAGCGGCGUCAUGAAGCAGGGCCAAAAAGAAAACCAUUCUUAACAUUAACUUCGGCCCCGCAGUCUGAUGAUGUUGCUGAUGGACAGACAUUUGCAGAUGAUGGUCUUAAAGACGAAUUAAAUGUUUCCAAUCUUGUGCAAGACUUUGCAGUCUUGGAUUCUGAGAAGGUCUCCCAAGAAAUGUCAAAUUCUACCCUUGUUGAGGAGAACAAGGAACCCAAAGAAUUGCAUCCUUGCAAAUAUUGUAAAAAGGUUUUUGGAACACAUACUAACAUGCGUAGGCACCAGCGUAGGGUUCAUGAGCGUCAUCUUAUUCCCAAAGGUGUCAGGAGAAAAGGAUUCAUUCUUGAAGAACCGCAACUUCAAACUGAGCAGGCCCAACCAGCCCAGAGUGUGUAUAUAGCAAGUACAGAAUUAGAAGAGGAUGGUGAAGCUGAUGACAUAUAUAUUAUGGAUAUUUCUAGCAAUAUCUCAGAAAAUUUAAAUUACUAUAUUGAUGGUAAAAUUCAGUCCAACAGUAGCACUAGCAAUUGUGAUGUGAUUGAGAUGGAAUCCAAUUCUGCAGACCUGUAUGGAAUAAAUUGUUUACUUAGUCCAGUCACAGUGGAAAUUUCUCAAAAUUUAAAGUCUACACAAAUACACAUGACUGACCUUCCUAAGGAGCCUUCUAGUGGUGGAAGCAAUGAAUCCAAAAAGAGGAGAACAACCAGCCCUCCUCUUUUACCUAAAAUAAAAACUGAAAUAGAUCCAGAACCUAUAACUCCUUCAUGUUCGUUAAAUCUUCCUCUUAGCAUUUCAACAGCUGAGAGCUUACCUUUUCAUAAAGAAAAAAGUGUUUAUUUGUCAUCCAAGUUAAAACAACUUCUUCAGACACAGGAUAGUAAUAAGAUAACUCCAGCAGCAACUGAAAUCCCUAAAUUAGGUCCUUCUGCUACAUCUUCACCCAUUUUGCCUUCAGUAUCUAGUAGGUUUAAAAGGAGAACCAGCUCUCCUCCCAGUUCUCCACAGCACAGUCCAGCGCUUCGAGACUUUGGUAAACAAAGUGAUGGAAAAACCAUGUGGAAUGAUACAGUUCUAGCUUCAAAGAUGCCAAAAUUAGAAAGUCACAGCAACUCACCUGUAUGGAGCUUAUGUGGGAGGGAGGAAAGACAGACUAUGAGUCCUCUGAGUUUUGAUGACUAUAAAAUACCUAAGGAAUGGACAGCAACUCCAACUUUUGGUAGCGUGUGCAACCAGCAGCCAUUGGAUUUAUCUAGUGGUGUAAAACAAAGGUCUGAUGUCAAAAGCAAGACUCAGGUUCCUUGGGAAUCAGUGUUAGAUCUAAGUGUGCAUAAGAAGCCAUAUAGUGACACUGAAGUUAAGGAAUACAAAGAAAAUAAUUCAGUGCAGCCAACAUGCAGUGGUAUUAAAAAGAAGAAACCAACCACAUGCAUGUUACAAAAAGUUCUGCUGAAUGAAUAUAAUGGAACGGAUAUAGCUACAGAAAGCACACCUGAUUUGACUUUGAAUAGAAGCCCAAGUCCAUGUAAAUCAUCAGUACCCCAGCCAGAACCUGAUGUUGAUCCUGAUGUGUCAGCACCUACUGUUGAGUCCCCUUCUCAUAGUUCCCCUGCUUCCCCUUUACCUCAAACAUCUGCUAUAUCCUCCUUGUGUCAGCUGCCCCCUCUUCUAACGCCAACGGAUCCUUCCUCCCCACCACCUUGUCCUCCUUUGUUAACACUUGCUACGCAACCCCCUCCACUCCUUCCUACUAUUCCUUUACCACUUCCAGGUGCCUCUGUCAGUGUCACUCCCACUCCUUCGUGCCCAUCACCACUGUAUAACACUGCUACACAGUCCCCACUUCCAAUCCUUUCACCUACAGUAUCUCCCUCUCCAUCUCCUGUUCCUUCUGUUGAACUUUUUACUACUGCUUCACCUGGUCCACCAAACCUCUCCUCCUCCUCAUCCUCCUCGUCCUCAUCUUCCUCUUCUUUCUCCUCCUCUUCUUCCUCCUCCUCUUGCUCUUCCUCCUCCUCCUCCUCCUCCUCUUCAUCAUCUCCUUCUCCUCCUCCUCUUUCAGUAGUUUCUUCUGUUGUUUCCCCUGCUGAUCAUCUGGAAAGUACUCUCCCCAUAAUAGCUUUUAAACAAGAGGAAAUGGAAAGUGAGCACGUGAAGCCAAGAGAAGAUCCAGAGACUUCAAGUGAAGCAGAUGUAGUUCGGGAAACGUUCAAUAAAAGCUUUGUGUGCAAUGUCUGUGAAUCACCUUUUCUUUCUAUUAAAGACCUAACUAAGCAUUUAUCUGUUCAUGCUGAAGAAUGGCCCUUCAAAUGUGAAUUCUGUGUACAGCUGUUUAGAGAAAAAACUGACUUGUCAGAACAUCGCUUUUUGCUUCAUGGAGUAGGAAAUAUCUUUGUAUGCUCAGUCUGUAAAAAGGAAUUUGCCUUUUUGUGCAAUUUGCAACAACAUCAGCGAGAUCUCCAUCCAGACAAAGAAUGCACACAUCAUGAGUUUGAAAGUGGGACUCUAAGACCCCAGAAUUUUACAGAUCCCAGUAAGGCAAAUGUAGAACAUAUGCAAAGCCUACCAGAAGUUUCCUUGGAACCCUCAAAAGAAGAGGAGGAUGAAGAUCUAAAUGACUCCUCUGAAGAGCUUUAUACUACCAUAAAAAUAAUGGCUUCUGGAGUAAAGUCAAAAGAUCCAGAUGUUCGUUUGGGCCUCAAUCAACACUAUCCAAGCUUUAAACCACCUCCAUUUCAGUAUCACCAUCGAAAUCCUAUGGGUAUUGGAGCCACUGCUACGAAUUUCACUACCCAUAAUAUUCCACAGACCUUUACUACUGCCAUUCGUUGUACAAAAUGUGGGAAAAGCGUUGAUAACAUGCCCGAAUUACACAAACACAUCUUGGCAUGUGCCUCUGCCAGCGACAAAAAGAGAUACACGCCCAAAAAAAAUCCAGUACCACUGAAGCAGACUGUGCAGCCUAAAAAUGGCAUGGUCAUUCUAGCUGGCCCUGGGAAAAAUGCCUUCAGACGAAUGGGACAACCUAAAAGACUUAAUUUCAAUGUUGAGAUGAGCAAAUUGUCUUCUAAUAAACUAAAACUAAGCGCAUUGAAGAAGAAAAAUCAGCUUGUCCAAAAAGCAAUCUUGCAAAAAAAGAAAUCGGCACAGCAGAAGGCAGACUUGAGAAAUAGUGUAUCUGAGUCAGACUCCCACAUCUGCCCCUACUGUAAUAGAGAAUUCACUUACAUUGGAAGCUUGAACAAACACGCAUCUUACAGUUGUCCCAAAAAACCCAUCUCCCCUUCCUCUAAAAAAAAUUCAUCCAAAAAAAGUGGGAGCUUCUCCUCAUCCGCAAGUGGCGACAAAGGCAACAACCAGCGCCGACGAACGGCAGAUGCGGAGAUCAAAAUGCAGAGUAUGCAGGCUCACUUGGGUAAGACGAGAGCACGAACCUCAGGACCUGUGCAGAUUCAGCUGCCUACCGCAUCCUUCAAAUCAAAGCAAAAUGUAAAAUUUAUACCUCCAAUUAGAUCCAAAAAGCCAAGUCCCUCUUCAGUGUUAAGGAACUCCAGCCCUGUAAGAGUGGCCAAAAUGACUCACAUUGAGGGGAAAAAAACUAAAGUGGUAGCCAAGAAUCAUUCUGGAAUCUCAAGCAAAACAUCCCGGAAACUGCAUGUCCGAAUACAAAGGAAUAAAGCCGUUUUGCCAAGUAAGUCUGCUGUGGCAAACAAGAAAAAGACAGAUAGGUUCAGUGUAAAAUCUAGAGAGAGGGUUGGAGGACCUAUCACUCGGAGCUUACAGCAGGCAGCUAAUGCAGACACAAUAGAAAACAAGAGAGAAGAGAGCAGUACAAAACAAGAACUAAAAGAUUUCAGGAACCUCCUGUAAAAACAAAACAAAAAUCCCUAAAUGCUCAAUUUAGGAUAAGCACUACGCCAAUGGAUGUGAAAUCCACCAAGCUUGCGAAACCAGCUGAAACUGACUCUCAAUCAUAAAAUGCAGCUGAUUGCCUGCAGGCUUCUUGCGCUAAUGUUUAGUGUCAGGCAUAUGUUUUCUUCAUUGGUGCCUGAUACACAUGCUGGGCUAGAGGAUGUUUUAGAUACAAAGAGAAGGGUACUAUUAAUAAUAAAUAAAGGAAGGAAGCAAUAUGGGCUAAACUGAACAGAAUCUGCUGCCACUGAACUGAUAGCUCAGAUUUCUGGUUUUGCCCAUAUCUUGAUGAAUGACAUGCAAAAAGACAUUUCAGCUUAAACUUUGCAAAGCAGGUUCCUGUUUUAUCAAUAGUUCGUUGUAGAGUCAGGGACGACAAAUGUUGCUGCACUCAAAGUAUUUUUGUCAUGUAUUGAGUCUCCUGAAGCUUUUCUUUUAAAUUAACUAGUAGAGAGGAACCUAGCGUGACAGUGUUUCCUCCUUUUCUCCUUCCACCCCCACUUUUUUGUUUUGUUUUUAAGUCUUUUAGAUACCCAGCAUAGAUGUGGGGAAAACCAGGUUUGGACAUUUUAUGAAUUUCCCGAUCUCCUAUUUAUACAUGCAAAUAAAACUUUCUUCCUAUAGAAAUGAAAUCCUGGCACCAAUUUCUGAAUUCCAUAUAAUUGGAUACCGUGUACUAUUUUAUUAAUAAACAGGCCAGAAACGGGGCUGUAUAGGUGUAUAUUUUGAAAGAUAAAUGUAUAAUAAAAUUACUGUAAAAGGUCUGACACCUCAUUAUCUAAUAACUUAAAAGCAACAAAUUAACCUACUGCUCAUAAAGAGCUUUUUGUGGAAAUAUCAUUUCUCAUGCAUUUGUACACCCUGCCGGAUUAAUGACUCAGUUGAUGGAAAGCAGCUAGUUCCAUUAUGCACCCUCCCACUCUUCUCCCCCCGCCCCCUCCUUGACUUAACAAGUAAUCUACCUCUUAAAAUUUGUAGUUUAAUACUUGUUUGGUGAAUUUGUGCCACUUUCACUUUCACUAUCAUUCCCAUUUUGUUACAUUUCUGUUAUGGGGACUUUAUGUUGAAAUAUUGUAUAAAGCAUUUGUAGCAAGUUUUAAAAAAAAAUAAAAUAUUUAAAAUUAUUUAAAUUGUUUUGGACACUUCAAUUGUAUUAUAUGUGAUUUACAUUUUACAUUAAAUUUUUUUGUUUUUGUUUUGGGUUGUUAAUCUGGUGAGUGUGCCUGUAUUAAAGUUUGCUGUUAGUUAUAUUUUCUUUUGUUGGAGAGUGAUAUAAAGACUAUUCUAAUGAAAACAUUAAAAAUUACAAUUUGACAUACAAAUGGGGUUGUCCUUGCUUUUAAACAUUUUAGCCUUGUUGGAUAUAUUUUAAGUGCAGGCAAGCAAAUGAAGAGUGGUUUUGUUUUGUUUUUCCUCCAGCAUGAAAUAAACCUUGGAAAUCUCUCAGAUGUAUAAGAUCUCUCUGCUGUUGCAAGCACUUAAUGACCAGCUAGAUGGGACUACCGUGGUACAUUUUAUAUAACUGUAACCAAUAAAGUAAACUUUUUAAAAACU
Molecule: messenger RNA, 7020 nt
Organism: Malaclemys terrapin pileata
Lineage: Eukaryota; Metazoa; Chordata; Testudines; Emydidae
Gene: PRDM2
Product: PR/SET domain 2
Exons: 11
Coding region: 151-5424 (1757 amino acids)
Biological process (GO): regulation of transcription by RNA polymerase II
Cellular component (GO): nucleus
Molecular function (GO): DNA-binding transcription factor activity, RNA polymerase II-specific; protein binding; histone methyltransferase activity
Source: RefSeq, a predicted model, not a curated record